AUGGAAAACUUUAUAAGAAGUUCCAACUGUGACUUGUUUAUUAAUAUAUUUCACACUUGUUCUGCAUCUUUAAAUAGCAAGGUUGGUGACCAGAACUUAAAUGAAGGAGAAAAUACUUCUCGCUAUUUAGUAAGCAAAACAAACCUUGAUAUGUUAUCUGAAAUAACGAGCACUCACUACGAGAGUGACUUAAUGAGACUCUUCUUUAUAAAAACAUUUAAUAUCGCUAAAGUGUCUAUAAUGUCCCGAUUGCGAUUUGAUUGCAGUAGAAAUUAUCAGAGCGACAGAUUGUCGAAAAUAUUGUUUCCAGGUAUCAAAAAUAAAUUUUAA
This is a messenger RNA of Clunio marinus, 330 nucleotides long. The record is from the annotation of a GenBank genome assembly. Lineage: Eukaryota; Metazoa; Arthropoda; Insecta; Diptera; Chironomidae.